UUUGCGGCGCUUUCCGCGGGGAAACUGUGUAAUGAGUGGGGAAACUUAAAAGUUGGAGGCUGCAGACCCGGUAUUGGAAAGUUUCAUGUGGGGUGCCAUUGUGGGGAAGUGGGGUUCGCUCAUUAUUUCCUGCUCACACCCUAGGCCCGUGGGUGUCGAUAUUAGCGGUAUUCGCCUUCGGGUGCUGGGCAUGCUCCGUUAAGACGGUCGGGAUCUUCACUAAGAACCCCGCCGCGAAUCGGGCAUGGGCAGCAAGAAACUAAAACGAGUUGGUUUAUCACAAGAGCUGUGUGACCGUCUGAGUAGACAUCAGAUUCUUACCUGUCAGGACUUCUUAUGUCUUUCCCCACUGGAGCUUAUGAAGGUGACUGGUCUGAGUUAUCGAGGUGUCUGUGAACUUCUAUGUAUGGUCAGCAGGGCCUGUGCCCCAAAGAUGCGAACGGCUUAUGGGAUAAAAGCACAAAGGUCUGCUGAUUUCUCACCAGCAUUCUUAUCUACUACCCUUUCUGCUUUGGAUGAAGCCUUGCAUGGUGGUGUGGCUUGUGGAUCCCUCACAGAGAUAACAGGUCCACCAGGUUGUGGAAAAACUCAGUUUUGUAUAAUGAUGAGCAUUUUAGCUACAUUACCCACCAACAUGGGAGGAUUAGAAGGAGCUGUGGUGUACAUUGACACAGAGUCAGCAUUUAGUGCUGAAAGACUGGUUGAGAUAGCAGAAUCCCGUUUUCCCAGAUAUUUUAACACUGAAGAAAAAUUACUUUUGACAAGUAGUAAAGUUCAUCUUUAUCGGGAGCUCACCUGUGAUGAAGUUCUACAAAGGAUUGAAUCUUUGGAAGAAGAAAUUAUCUCAAAAGGAAUUAAACUUGUGAUUAUUGACUCUGUUGCUUCUGUGGUUAGAAAGGAAUUUGAUACACAACUUCCAGGCAAUCUCAAAGAAAGAAACAAAUUCUUGGCAAGAGAAGCAUCCUCCUUGAAGUAUUUGGCUGAGGAGUUUUCAAUCCCAGUUAUCUUGACGAAUCAGAUUACAACCCAUCUGAGUGGAGCCCUGGCUUCUCAGGCAGACCUGGUGUCUCCAGCUGAUGAUUUGUCCCUGUCUGAAGAUUCUCAUUGCCAAGUCCCCACUGGCUCCUUUCACCUCAUUUGUCUACACCAUCAAGGAGGAAGGCCUGGUUCUUCAAGCCUGUGGAAAUUCCUAGAGACAGAAAAAUGUGCAAACCUGUUCAUCUUGCUGAGAAAAAUCCGCUUUACCACCACAGAGCAAAAUGUUGGGAAACAGUCUGGUGGUGAAGGUGUUCUCACCCACACCCAUUGUUCUCUGCUAAAUGUUUGUUUGCUACGUGUAGACUCAGCUUUAGUCAUGGAAUUUUAGAGGAUGUGUCUCAGAAGUGGGAUCAAGACAAGCCCAACAGUAAUCUGCACCAUACGCUGAUCUGAAACUAUGGCACCGACAAUGGGCACACAGGUCUAACCAGGAAGGGAACAGGAAAUGGGAAUGAGAGCCGGGGUUGGGUUGUGUGUGUGGAACACACAGGUAUUUUUUUUUUUAACUCUCUCUUUUUAAAACAUUUCAUUUUUGUGGAGGUGAAAUUUAUAUAAGACAAAAUUAACCACUUUUAAGGAAACAAUUCCAUGGCAAGUAGAUUUCAUCAUGAUGUGCAACCAGCAGCUCUGUCUAGUCCCAAAUGUUUUCAUCACCCCAAAAGCAAGACCCAUAACCAUUACGCAAAUGUUCCCCAUUUCCCCCUCCUCCCAGCUCCUGAAAACCUGCCAAUCUGCCUUGUCACUGGAUUUACCUCUUCUGGAUAUUUCAUAUAAAUAGAAUCAUAUAGUAUGUGA
Molecule: messenger RNA, 1833 nt
Organism: Cebus imitator (Panamanian white-faced capuchin)
Lineage: Eukaryota; Metazoa; Chordata; Mammalia; Primates; Cebidae
Gene: RAD51B
Product: RAD51 paralog B
Exons: 10
Coding region: 245-1366 (373 amino acids)
Biological process (GO): double-strand break repair via homologous recombination
Cellular component (GO): Rad51B-Rad51C-Rad51D-XRCC2 complex
Molecular function (GO): ATP binding; ATP hydrolysis activity; ATP-dependent DNA damage sensor activity
Source: RefSeq, a predicted model, not a curated record